AUGGAUUUGAUCAAUAGACAAAAUGGGGUGGUCAUUUGUUGCAAGCACCGAACCUGCAGGGAGAAAAUUUUUUGGCAGGAGAGGGGCACAGAGAAAUGGUUAUUUGGACUUGAUGAUAUAAAGGAAGCUGCUGAAAUCAUCAUUGUUGAAGGUGAAAUGGAUAAGCUUGCGAUGGAGGAAGCUGGCUUCCUAAAUUGUGUAAGUGUUCCUUGUGGAGCACCAGAAAAGGCUUCUGCCAGAGAAUUACCACCACGGGAAAAGGACAGGGGAUAUCAGUAUAUAUGGAACUGCAAAGAGCACUUGGAUAAGGUUUCUCGCAUUAUCCUGGCAACUGAUGGUGAUGUACCUGGCCAAGCCUUGGCUGAAGAGCUAGCACGCCGUCUUGGAAAAGAGAGAUGCUGGCGUGUCCAAUGGCCAAAGAAAGAUGAGCUCUGUUGCUUCAAUGAUGCAAAUGAGGUUCUCAAGUUUUUGGGUGGAGAUGCUCUGAAGGAAGUAAUUGAAAAAGCGGAGUUGUAUCAGCUACAAGUUCCAGACCGAGCAAUGCUGUUUAUGAACUUUUUCUUGAAUCAAUAG
This is a messenger RNA of Pistacia vera, 573 nucleotides long. Its product is annotated as primase homolog protein-like. Gene Ontology annotation, molecular function: single-stranded DNA binding; 5'-3' DNA helicase activity. The transcript has 8 exons. The record is from RefSeq and is a predicted model, not a curated record. The coding region runs from base 1 to 573 and encodes 190 amino acids. Lineage: Eukaryota; Viridiplantae; Streptophyta; Magnoliopsida; Sapindales; Anacardiaceae.